Penicillium diatomitis is the source of this 510-nucleotide messenger RNA. RefSeq names its product prefoldin subunit 5. NCBI's taxonomy places the organism in Eukaryota, Fungi, Ascomycota, Eurotiomycetes, Eurotiales, Aspergillaceae. Gene Ontology annotation, biological process: regulation of DNA-templated transcription; protein folding. Bases 1 to 510 code for a protein of 169 amino acids. The record is from RefSeq and is a predicted model, not a curated record. The transcript has 4 exons. Gene Ontology annotation, cellular component: prefoldin complex; cytoplasm.
AUGGCGUCUUCUGAAGGCGGAGCUCCCGCCGGCCAAGUGAACCUCGCCUCCCUUACGGUUCCCCAACUCCGAUCUGUACAGACUCGCCUGACUUCAGAACUUGAGCAUUUGACUUCAUCACAUACGAAGCUGCGUGCAGCGCAGGCGAAGUUUCGCGACUGCGUCAACUCGAUCAAUGACGGCGUGAAGGGUUCCGCGAAGAAGGGUACCGAUGGCCGGGAGGAGAUUCUAGUUCCCUUGACCAGCUCACUAUAUGUCAAGGGUCGAUUGACCGACCGAGAGAAGGUGCUGGUCGAUGUAGGCACCGGUUUCUACAUCGAGAAGACAGCGGAAAAGGCAAUCGCUUUUUACAACGAUAAGGUCAAGGGGCUCGACGCAAACCUGCAAGAGCUGGAGAAAAUUGUACAGGGCAAGAGUCAGCAGCUGAGGAUUGUCGAGGAAGUCCUUCGGCAAAAGAUGCUCAGCGGCGAGGGUGCACCGGCACAGACCGCUGGUGUGGCAGCUGGGUAA